CGUCAAUUUCAUGAUUGAUUGCUUUGCUUUAUUACUCUAAGAGGUCUGGUGGAUUAGGAGAGCUGAAACGAUGGCCGCCGGCACAAUGGCGACGGCGGCGGGGGUGGCAGUGAUACUGUACUACGUCUGGUUGAGGAAAUCGGAAGCUAAAGGCGGCGCGGUAGCGGGACAAGAAGAUGACGAUUUAUCGAAUUCGAGCAGAUCGGUGAACAGGAGGAUAGCUAGAAGACCGGCUCAAGCGCCCGCCACGUGGCUCGAAGCGAUCACUACGAUAUCCGAGACUCUGCGGUUUACUUACUCGGAGACUCUCGGGAAAUGGCCGAUCGGCGAUUUGGCUUUCGGCAUUAAUUAUCUUAUGCGGAGGCAGGGAAAUUUUCAAGUGGGGAGUGUUUAUGGUGGAGAUAAUUGUCUGGAACUUAAGGGUGAAGAGAUUAUAAAGGAGUUGAAUAAUCUCCUAAGACUGCUAACUCUUUGUAUGCUUUUCUCAAAGAAGCCAUUUCCGGUGUUUUUAGAAUCUGCUGGUCACUCACAGGAAGAUGUACUUCUUCAUAAGCCUAAAGCUGAGCUCAUGAAACCAGCUUUCACAAUCAUACGUGAUAAAAAUUCGAAGUGUUUCCUUCUAUUGAUUCGUGGCACUCACAGCAUUAAAGAUACACUAACAGCAGCAACCGGUGCAGUAGUUCCUUUCCACCAUUCGGUUUUAGAUGAUGGUGGGAUUAGCAACCUCGUCUUAGGAUAUGCACACUGUGGAAUGGUUGCUGCAGCUCGUUGGAUUGCAAAGCUCACUGCUCCUUGCCUACUAAAGGCUCUUGGUGAUUAUCCUGACUACAAAGUUGAGAUUGUUGGGCAUUCGCUUGGAGGUGGAACAGCAGCAUUGUUAACAUACAUUCUUCGGGAACGUAAAGAGUUUGCCUCCAGCACUUGUUUCACAUUUGCCCCUGCUGCCUGUAUGACAUGGGAUUUAGCAGAAUCAGGCAAGCACUUCAUUACAACUAUCAUCAACGGCUCUGAUUUAGUUCCUACAUUCUCUGCUGCUUCAGUUGAUGACCUUCGCGCUGAGGUUACAGCGUCAUCAUGGUUAAAUGAUUUGAGGGAUCAAGUUGAACGAACCAGGGUUCUUAAUGUUGUUUAUCGUUCCGCCUCUGCUUUGGGUUCACGUCUUCCCUCGAUGGCUACUGCAAAGGCCAGGGUCGCUGGUGCUGGUGCUCUUCUUCGACCCGUUUCUAGCAGCACAAAGGUUGUCAUGAAAGGUGCUCAAAAUGUUGCUCAAGCUGUUGUAAGAAGCCGCUCAUCUCUAACUUCAUGGUCUUGCAUCGGUCCCCGUCGUCGGAAUGUGAGUUCGGGAUUGAAUGCGAAAGGGGAUGACACAAUUGAAGCUUCGAUAACAUCUGAAAGUUCUGAAGGUCUACUGACAGAAGUGGUCACAAUAAAUGAAACCAAAGUGGAAUGUAGUUCCGGUGGUGGUUCAGGCCAUGAUGACACUGAUGAAGAUGAACCCCUGAUUGCUAUGGAUAGAGUUAUUACAUCAUCUACCACGGACGAAAUUGCAGGCGGCGAGUUGUGGUAUGAACUCGAGAAAGAGCUUAAGAGGCGGGAGAGUGAAGUUGAUCUUCAUGCCUGCGCAGAAGAAGCUGCCGUGGCGAAAGAAAUUAUGGAACAGGAGAAUGAACUCUCAGCCGAUGCAUCACCAGGAAGUAGAAGUCCCAUUUCUCCCCCAGAUGCCUCUGAGAACCUCCGUUUCUACCCCCCAGGUAGAAUUAUGCAUAUCGUUGCCACACCUCCGUCAGAUGCUGCCGACCUAGAUGACGACCGAAACGGUGAUGGGUCCGGCAACGAUCCGGUUCGUAUAUACCAAACACCUAGGGAACUGUAUAGUAAGAUCCGGCUAUCGAGAACCAUGAUUAAUGAUCAUUAUAUGCCCAUGUAUAAGAAAAUGAUGGAAUUGUUAAUUGUUGAACUUGAAAAGGAUAAGGAUUGUGGCUUUGAUGUUUUAUAAGAUUGAAGGAACUACAGUGCUGGUUUUCA
Messenger RNA from Hibiscus syriacus, 2025 nucleotides. RefSeq lists its product as uncharacterized. The record is from RefSeq and is a predicted model, not a curated record. The transcript has 7 exons. The coding region runs from base 71 to 1996 and encodes 641 amino acids. Gene Ontology annotation, biological process: lipid catabolic process. Lineage: Eukaryota; Viridiplantae; Streptophyta; Magnoliopsida; Malvales; Malvaceae.